AUGCAUGUUAAUUUAUAUGGAGCCUUUUUUUCUAGUUUUAGCUUUAGGUCAUAUCGCUGGAUUCAAAGCAUGCUAUUUGCCAUACACAGGAUAAACCAGAACUUGACUCUCCUGCCAAAUGUCACUCUGGCAUUCAGGAUUUAUGACACCUGCCUUGAUAUGGCAAGGACGAUGUGGGGUACAAUGUGGCUACUGACAGGUCAGAAUGAAAUGCCCAUUCCAAAUUACAACUGUGAUCAUCACUUCUCAGUGGUAGCUACAAUCGGUGAUUCAACAUCUUCUCGCUCAAUCCAAAUGGCACACCUGUUAGGACUCUAUCUGCACCCCCAGAUCAGUUAUUUUGCAUCAAGUCCUCUCUUGAAUGACAGACAUCGAUAUCCAUCAUUUUAUAGAACCAUCCCAAGUGAUGAAUUCCAGGCCCAUGGCCUUGCUCAGCUGGUGAUUUACUUUGGCUGGACAUGGGUGGGAUUACUAGCUGAAGAUGAUGAGUAUGGAAAGGAGGGGACCAAGACACUUAAAGAAGAGCUUAUCAAGGCUGGAGGCUGUGUAGCUUUUGAUGAAACGAUUCCCUUACUCUACUCUGAAAAGGAAACCAAACUAAUUGUUGACAUGAUUCAAAAAUCAUCCUCAAGUGCCAUUGUGGUGUUUUGUUUUGAUUUCCAGAUGAUUCCAAUAAUGCAAGAAAUUCUGAGACAGAACAUAUCAGGAAAGGUUUGGAUUGCCAGUGAGGCCUGGUCCACAUCCUCUGUCCUUUCUCAGGCCAAAUACACCAACCUGCUAAGUGGCACACUGGGAUUUGCAAUACGAAGACGUCAGAUUCCUGGAUUCAGACAAUUUCUACUCAGAAUAAAUCCGAUGAGUAAUCCUGAUGACAUUUUUGUGAAACCCUUUUGGGAAGCAGCAUUUGGUUGUUCUUGGAUCAUCCCUGACUCCAAUGAAACAACAGGUCUAUCAGACAUUAUAGCUAAACUCUGUACUGGGUCAGAGAGGCUGGAAACUCUCAGCAAUGCCUACACAGAUGUGUCGAAUUUAAGAAUCACGUACAAUGUCUACAAUGCAGUGUAUGCUGUGGCAUGUGCCUUGCAUGACCUCAGUGUAUGCAAUCCUGGAGAAGGACCAUUUUAUAAUGGGACAUGUGCCAGUAUCCACAAUUAUGAACCGUGGCAGGUUCUUCAUUAUUUAAGUCACAUCCACUUUGUCAAUGAUGCCAGUGAAGAAGUCUAUUUUGAUAAGAAUGGAAAUAUAUUGGCUCUGUAUGAUGUUUUAAACUGGCAGAAGUCUUCUGAUAGUACAACUGAAUUUACCAAAGUAGGAAGCUAUAAUGCCAGGGAAUUUAUAAGCCAAAAACUGGUGAUUAAUUCUAGUGCCAUCAUGUGGGCUGGAGGACUUGAUAAGGCCCCACGCUCUGUCUGCAGUGAGAACUGUCCUACAGGGCACAGAAAAGCAACGAAGCAGGGACAACCAGCAUGCUGCUUUGAUUGCAUACCCUGUUCACAAGGAGAGUUUGCAAAUCACACAGAUUCUGCUGAGUGCAAGAAGUGCCCUGAUGAUCACUGGACAAAUGAUAGACGUGAUCGAUGCCUCCCCAAAACUACAGACUUCCUCUCCUAUCAAGAUCCUCUGGGUGGAACAAUAGCUUUUGUCUCCAUUUUCUUCUCACUGCUACCAGCUGCAGUCCUUAUUAUAUUUAUCAAGUACAGGGAUACACCAAUCAUCAAAGCCAGUAACCAGGAACUCAGUUGCCUCCUUCUUCUGGGCCUUGUGUUUUGCUUUUUGUGUUCUUUGAUUUUCAUUGGUCAGCCAGUGACAAUAACAUGUGCACUUCGACAAGUCACAUUUGGGGUGAUGUUUGCACUUUGCAUUUCUUGUAUUCUAGCCAAAACCAUACUGGUGGUUAUCGCCUUUUCAGCAACAAAACCCAAAAGCAAUCUGAAAAAGUACAUUGGACCAAUAUUACCCAAAGCAACUGUUGUUUUAUUUACUUUUUUGCAAGCUGUUAUAGGUAUCACAUGGAUAGCUAGAGCACCACCCACUGUAGAGUAUGACAUGAAGUUCCAAACAGGGAAGAUUAUAAUUCAGUGUAAUGAGGGUUCACCCACUGCAUUCUGGUGCAUGCUGGGAUACAUGGGCCUUCUUGCUAUUGUAAGUUUAAUUGUGGCAUUUUUAGCCAGACAGUUACCAGACAACUUUAAUGAAGCCAAAUACAUCACCUUCGGCAUGCUGGUAUUUGUUAGUGUCUGGUUUUCCUUCAUUCCUGCAUAUCUGACUACCAGGGGUAAGUACAUGGUAGCUGUGGAGUUAUUUGCUAUCCUGUCUUCCAGUGCUGGGUUACUGGUUUGCAUAUUUUUUCCCAAAUGUUACAUCAUCCUUCUGAGACCUAAAAGAAACACCAGAGAACACUUCAAAGGAAAGAAAACAAUUGGUUUUCAAUGA
Molecule: messenger RNA, 2433 nt
Organism: Protopterus annectens (West African lungfish)
Lineage: Eukaryota; Metazoa; Chordata; Ceratodontiformes; Protopteridae
Product: extracellular calcium-sensing receptor-like
Exons: 5
Coding region: 1-2433 (810 amino acids)
Biological process (GO): G protein-coupled receptor signaling pathway
Cellular component (GO): membrane
Molecular function (GO): G protein-coupled receptor activity
Source: RefSeq, a predicted model, not a curated record